GUCGACAAUGAAAGAUAAACGAACAACAUGAAUGAAAGCCACGCAGUCCGAGUUGGAGAUGCAAGUCUUUAGGUAAAUCCUCGACUCUAUGGCCUCCUGGUCACAUGAAGCGUCUUGCGGUUGAGAUACACACUUCCCCACAAAAUAACGCUCAGGACAUGAGAAUUCAAACAAAUGACGUCGGAACAACUUGAGAUGUGUUCAAUAUAGAGCUCUCAUCGCCUCCUUUGAAUCACAUCUUUCUCUCUCCGACAUCAAUCACAGUCAAUCCAAUUGAGGAAGCUCAUCAAAGGCUGAAUCAAAGACGUUUUAUCAAAAUAAAACACGCACACGACAGCCAUACAGCUACACGUCUAUCAACAUGCCUCGCCAAGUUGACAGCUACCUCGAGCUGCUUGGUCACGACAUCAUCCACGGCGCCGGCUGGGAGCCAACCACCCGCGUCCCUCGCGCCGACAAGACCGCCCCCCUGCCCGAGCCCGAGCACGGUCUUGCUAUACCGGGACUGCCCGCCAGUGGAGGUUCGUGCCAGGGUCUCACUAGGGGUCCUGAAGCAGGACAGGGUCAUGGUUCCAAGUAUGGUCCCAAGAAGUUUCGACUUGGUAUCAUCUAAUGAAUGAGAAUGAAGCUAUGAAGCAUCGGGACGCUUAUUCAAUAUCAACUGUGCGC
Messenger RNA from Neurospora crassa OR74A, 669 nucleotides. RefSeq lists its product as hypothetical. The transcript is spliced from 2 exons. NCBI's taxonomy places the organism in Eukaryota, Fungi, Ascomycota, Sordariomycetes, Sordariales, Sordariaceae. The record is from RefSeq and is a predicted model, not a curated record. The coding region runs from base 362 to 613 and encodes 83 amino acids.